AAGAUUUUGAAGGUCCCACUGCCAUUACCGCUUUGAUGGUACAAAGUCAUGUAUCAGGUAGUCCGGAUUAUGCAGUUUUAUGCUGUUUCCUCUCGGGUUGCAUAAUAUUGUGCUUGGGUCUUCUAAAUCUGGGUGUAUUAGUACGAUUCAUAUCUAUACCGGUGACUACGGGAUUUACGAUGGCAGCGGCUAUUACAAUAGCCAGCGGUCAAAUAAAUAAUUUAUUUGGUAUACGGAGUACGUCAAACGAAUUUAUCGCAUCGUGGUAUAAUUUCUUUACACAUUUAAACGAAAUAAGAAUGAAUGAUGCCGCACUGGGCAUUACAACGUUAAUAAUUCUACUUAUGAUGAGGAAAGUGAAAGAUUUAAAGUGCCGUCGUCGCUAUAAAAUGUUCACCAAAUACAUAUCCUUAUCGCGCAAUGCAUUGGCUGUCUUAGUAGGAAUUUUAUUAUGUUAUCUGCUACGUAACGAUGAUAUAUUGCCGUUUAAAGUGAGUGGAGAGAUUUCCCCAGGUUUGCCGCCGUUUGAAUGGCCACCGUUUAGCACAACGGUAAAUGGUACAAUUAUACCUUUCAAAGCGAUGGUGUCCAAUUUAGGAGCUUCAUUGAUUUCCAUUCCCUUGAUAUCUAUAUUAGAAAGUGUUGCUAUAGCUAAAGCGUUUUCGAAAGGUAGAUUAGUAGAUGCUACGCAGGAGAUGAUAGCAUUGGGUGUGAGCAACAUAAUGGGGGGAUUUGUAUCGUCAAUGCCAAUAACCGGCUCAUUUACACGUACUGCGAUUAAUAACUCAAGUGGUGUUAAAACACCACUGGGCGGUGCUGUUACAGGAACUUUAGUGCUUAUGGCUUUGGCAUUUUUAACCAAGACUUUUUAUUAUAUACCCAAGGCGACAUUAGCAGCCAUCAUAAUCGGGGCCAUGAUUUUUAUGGUGGAAUACGAUCGCGUCGCGGAAAUAUGGAGAUCAAAAAAAAUAGAUUUCUUGCCUUUCUUGGUAACCGUACUUGCGUGUUUAUUUUGGAGUUUAGAGUACGGGAUUGUCGCCGGCAUUUUGGCCAAUAUGACAUUUAUUUUGUAUAAAAGUGCCGGACCUAUUAUUAUCAUUAGCAAGGAAGAGAUCAAUUGUGUUCAAAUUGGUAUAGUCGAGGUAAUGGAAACGCUUUGCUAUAGUUCUGCCGAAUACCUAAAGUAUCAAGUUAUGCACUUUACAUCAUCCCAAGCUGAGGGAAAUGAAAUAAAAUUAAUUAUUUUAAAAAUCCAAGAUAACUCAUCUAUUGAUUCUUCAGUAGCUCUAAAUAUUUUAUCUUUGGAAAAAGAUUUGUCAAUGCUGGAGUGUCGUUUGGUAUGCUGGAAUUGGAAUGUUUGUGCAGCCGGUGUCAUAUAUAGGUUGCAUUCUCGAGGCAAUCAAUUACUUAAAUAUGGGAAAUCAUAUACGGAACUUAUCAAUGAUUUGAAAUUAUCGCCAUCGUUUAUCACUUGCGAUAACGAGGGAUCUCUAAAGUAGAAGAAAUUUAAUAAAAUUUAAAAUUCAAGUAAAAGUUACUUUUAUUUCCACUUAUGUAC
This is a messenger RNA of Glossina fuscipes, 1558 nucleotides long. Its product is annotated as sodium-independent sulfate anion transporter-like. The coding region runs from base 36 to 1499 and encodes 487 amino acids. The transcript is spliced from 8 exons. Gene Ontology annotation, biological process: transmembrane transport. The record is from RefSeq and is a predicted model, not a curated record. NCBI's taxonomy places the organism in Eukaryota, Metazoa, Arthropoda, Insecta, Diptera, Glossinidae. Gene Ontology annotation, molecular function: sulfate transmembrane transporter activity. Gene Ontology annotation, cellular component: membrane.